AUGGCGGCGUCGUUUUCGUAUUUUUUCACGUUGUGGAAAUCCUUCACGACGUCCUCCACCGCGCCUCUCACGCGGGCGCUCGCCAUCGCGACUUGGAACUCGUCGUCUUCGACGAGCUUCAGGAGGAACUCCCGCAGUUCGGCUUCCUUAGCGAGGUCCGCGUGCGCGUCGAGCGCGCGCCACGUCGCGGGGGGCACGCCUUUCGCUUUCCUGUCCGCGACGGGCGUCGCCGCCCACGCCUCGGCGCGCUCCGCGCGAACGUCCGCCGCGUCCGCCGGCGGCGUCGCCGCCGUCUUCGUCGUCUUCGUCUUCGUCGUCCUCUUCUUCGUCCCGGGGCCCGACGUCGCCGCCAUCGCCAUGAUCUCCUCCGCGACGCUCGCGCACGCCGCCUUCGCCUCCUCGCUCGGCGUCAGCGCGUCGUCCCGCGCCGCGCGCUUAAACAACGCCGCCGUCGCGGGCCCGCACGCGUCGCGUCGCUUUUCAUCCGCCAGCAGCGCCCUCGCCGCGUUCGCCGCGCCCGCGGCGGCGGCGCAGUGCAGCGGCGUCAUCCCCGCGGGCGCUCUCGCUCUCGCUCUCUUGUUCUUCCCCUUCCCCGGGCCCUUCGCGUCGUCGUCGUCGUCGUCGUCGUCGUCGUCCGCGUCACCGGUGACGCCUCGCUCGAGGAGCCACGACACGACGUCCGCCGCGUCCAUGGCGCACGCGGCGUGCAGCAGCGUGUACCCGCCGUCGACGCGCUCGUCGAUCGGAUCGACGCCGCCCUCGCGCGUGAGCGCCUCCGCGAUGUCGAAGCGUCGUCGCAUCACGAGCGCCUCGCACAGCGGCGUGAGCUUCAGCUUGUUCGUCGCGCUCGCGUUCGCGCGCGCGCGGAGCAGCGCGGAGACGGUCGCGACGCCCGCGUGCCGGCACGCGAGGAGGAGCGGCGUGUCGUCCGCGUGA
This is a messenger RNA of Micromonas pusilla CCMP1545, 936 nucleotides long. RefSeq lists its product as uncharacterized. The coding region runs from base 1 to 936 and encodes 311 amino acids. The transcript has a single exon. NCBI's taxonomy places the organism in Eukaryota, Viridiplantae, Chlorophyta, Mamiellophyceae, Mamiellales, Mamiellaceae. The record is from RefSeq and is a predicted model, not a curated record.